Sugiyamaella lignohabitans is the source of this 2748-nucleotide messenger RNA. RefSeq names its product transcriptional activator xlnR. Gene Ontology annotation, biological process: DNA-templated transcription. The record is from RefSeq and is a predicted model, not a curated record. NCBI's taxonomy places the organism in Eukaryota, Fungi, Ascomycota, Dipodascomycetes, Dipodascales, Trichomonascaceae. Gene Ontology annotation, molecular function: zinc ion binding; DNA binding. The coding region runs from base 1 to 2748 and encodes 915 amino acids. The transcript has a single exon.
AUGCAGGCUGCCGGUGGUGGGAACGGUGGUAAUGGGGGUGCGGGGACUGGUGGGACUAAUGAGUUUGUGAACGAUGGCGCGCCGGUGGUGGCUGCGGGUGAUAAUACGGUUGCGAAUCCGGUUUCGGCAGGCCAGCCGACGUCGUCGUCAGUUUCUCCGCACGGGUUUGUGUCUGUGAACGGGACAGGCAGUUCGCCGAACGCUUAUUUAUCUCAUGACUCGAUUGUUUCUAUUAUCGGAGAUGCUAAACCAGGUCCAGUAGCGGGUCAAGUACCGCCACAGGCUCAUCAACCGCAUCAGCAGCAUCAACCACACCAACAGCAUCAGCAGUCUCAGCAACAGCAACAGCAGCAACAACAGCAGACGGGUCAAAAUCAAGGCCAGAUCCAGCCUCCAGGACAACAACAGCAGCAGCAACAGCAGCAGCAGCCUGGCCAGGUGCCUGUUCAAAACCAGGGUCAACGGACUAAUGGCGAUGGCGCUAUUGGUCUCACGUCUCUGUCACAUUAUGCGGGAUACCCAACUGUGGGUGCUGCGGGCAGUAACAAUUCGCCCUCGAACUUUAUUAAUCAUCGCUCUAGUAUAGUGGGGAAUCAGUCUGUGUCUCCAGGAUCACGAAAAGAUCAGGACGAUGUCAUGGAUACUGAUACUAAUAUCAACGAUGGUAAACCUAGCGGUGCGGGCCAGACUGAUAAUAACUCUUCUAAUAACAACACUGGUAAUCCAAAUGCCGAUAAUAACAAUACAAAUGGCGGCGAUUCUCAUCAUGCUUCGAAUGGUUCGUCGGAUUUUGCAAUUCCCGAUAGCCAUAACCCGUUUUUGGGGUCUUAUAAUACAGGAAACUCGCUUAGGAGGCAUAGUUUAAGCCAGUCGUCUCAUUUAUCAAGUUUUUCACCUCUGCUCGAACAUUCACCAGGCAGUUUAUUGGGAUUAACCAAUGCACCAAGCCCGUGGUUCCAGAAUUCAAAUGUGGAUAAUCAUAGUUUUACUGGUGCUAUUCCUCAACCCAAUGGUAAUGAUAAUAAUCGACCAAAUGGCAGUGGUGUAGGAGUGGGUCAAGGACAAGCUGCUAAUAAUUCAGGUGGUGCGUCUGACUCGCACUCCGUGAGUUCACAAAAUGGUAAUUCACCUGGAAGUAUGUAUAGAACGAAUCAAUUGUCGCCAAUGGACCAGGCUGGGUUGCACAAUAACCCCAGUAAUCGAGUGUUUGACCAUUCUCACGCCCACACUGGAGGAAGUGCUAAUGGCAGCAUUGGUGGCCCUGCAUCUGGAGCCAGCCAUUCUCCACAAAAUCUGCUCAUGGAUACUGGCAGUACUGGAUCUGCUUCAUCUCGACACGAACGACGAUAUCCCAUUUUAGACACUAUUGAACAUUUACUGGAUCCUUUGCCAAUGUCUUUAGCAGAAGACUUGUUGGAAGAGUACUUUUCCCAUUCAACCCAUGUACUAGCAUAUCUUGUUCGAAAAUCGUCGAUUUUAUCUCCUAUACGACCACGAAGGACGUCUUAUUCACUAAUUCUCGCCAUGUUAUUGGUUGCUGCUCAUCAUUCUGAUAAUCCUUUAGUCACCGGCACUCCAACCUCUCGAUCUACUAUUAUUUCAAAACUUACUACUCUGACAAUUGACCACCUGUCACCAGUUACUGAGCUGACUGCUCCUGGCACUUUGGACGAUGUUAUUACGUAUAUUCAGAUUGCAACGAUUGUUUCUGCUUCUGAGUACAAGGGUACCUCGCUCAGAUGGUGGGCCAAUGCAUGGGAUCUUGCUAAGGAGCUCAAACUGAAUAAAGAAGUACCUGGUAUUAAUCCUGAAACAAGAGAAGAGCAACGUAGGACGUGGUGGCUGUUAUAUAUGGUCGACCGACAUCUCGGCCUGUGUUAUAAUCGACCUCUAGCAAUUCUCGACUCUGAGUGUAUGGAUGUAUAUCGACCAGGAGACGAAGAUAUCUGGGAAUCUGAUAUUGAAAUCACCAGUCCUGAAAUGGAUCCAUCGCGAAUCAAAGGUAUCUGUCACAUUGUCACUGGUCAAGGCAUUUACGGAUACUUCUUGCCGUUAAUGUCUAUUUUGGGAACUCUAGUUGAAAUCCACCACCUCGAACAAAACCCACUCCUACAACUGAACGACGCAUGUAGACAGAUGAGAUCGACUGUGCGAGGUUUCCUUGACCAAUACACGGCAUCUGUUAAGAACUGGAAUCCUAUUCCUUGUCAACAUGCAUACCAAAAUGCCUGGAGGGAUUAUGCUUUCCAGCUUCUUCACGUGUUCCAUAUUCUGUAUAGUGUAUCUUGGGAUCCUAUCGAGCUUCUGGAGUUUUCCGAGUCCUUGAUGCUUAAUCCUGAGUUUGGAAAAGUCACCAACCAUGCUAUUGCUGCAGUCAAGUCCAUCCGACGCAUUCUCACUAUUGACCCUGAUCUCAUGUUGAUGCCAUUUUUCUUUGGUAUUUACCUAUUACAAGGCAGUUUUGUCUUUUUGGCCAUUGUUGAUCGUGUCGAGUCUGAAGCUUCGCAAGAGGUUGUGGCUGCCUGUGAGACUAUUGUGCAUGCUCACGAAGUGUGUAUUGUUACUCUCAAUACAGAAUACCAGCGAAAUUUCAGAAGAAUCAUGCGUACCACUAUGAGUCUUUUGCAGAGUGACCAGAGUCAGACAUCAAUUGGCUCAAUACCAAAAGAAGAGGCUCGGAGGAAGCAACAAGAUGUUCUUGGCCUCUAUCGGUGGAAGAGAGGAGGAAGAGGACUUGCUGUCCAAUAA